CCGCCGCGCGGUGUUUGCCCGGGUUGCCAGGCAACGCGCGGCGGCCCCCAUGGCGGUGGCGGUGCCGCUAAGCGAGGCCUGGAUUCGCCGGCAGCCGGCUCUGCGGGGGCUACAGCCAGAACAGGUGGAGUCCAUCUCUCUGCAGGGAACCCAUGCAGCCAAAAUUGUCUCUCUUGGAGAUGGCCUGAAAGCCUUUAAAAACCUUCAGUCCUUAGAUUUGUCAAAGAACCUGCUUGCUUGUCUAGAGGGUCUUGAGUAUUUACAAUUGUUACAACAUCUGAAUUUGUACUAUAAUCAUGUUUCAUCCUUGCUGGAAGUUGCCCGCCUUCAAGCGUUGCCUCUCCUUAGAGAGCUGGAUCUGCGUCUCAACCCUGUAACCAGGAAGGAAUCUGAUUAUAGACUGUUCACUGUGUACAGAUUACAAGCUCUGGAGAUGCUAGAUGAAAGAAUUAUUAGGAAGCGUGAGAGAAAAGCUGCCCACCUGCAUUUUAACCUCAGGAGCAAAGAGGAUCCAUUGGAAAAAGACAAGUCAAGGGAAAAUACAAUGAGGAGUGAAGUGCUAGACCAAGAGAGCUUUGCAACAUCCAGUAUGAAUACAGAGAGCAACAGGACACGUACUGGUACAAAGUAUUCAUCUCCUCGCCAUAUGUCAUGCCAUGAUGAGAGAGACUCAUUUCUAAAGACAUCGCCUGUUUCUGUGUUGCCAUCCAGCAAAUUAACUAAAGGAAACAAGGACCAGAUCCUGCUAGACAAUGCAAAUGCAAGACAGUUUCUGAGUCACAACUGUUUGGACAGAGAACAGAAGCUCCGGUCUCCCACUGCCCUGCAGGCACAGACUUCCCUGCCCUCCCAGAUGAAAAGCAGAGCUGUGUCUGGUAAGGGGAAGUUUCACGUGUCCUUUUCUGAAGGCUCAUCUCUAGACUUCAUCUGUCCAGGAAAAAGAGAAACGGGAAAUAGGAAAGUGGACAUUCUUGACCUUGGCCGGGCUGCUUCUCCAACUAGGAGGCUGAGUCUGAGUGAUGAUGCAGGGAAGACCAACCUCAGGCCAGAGAGUUAUGAGCACCUGUACCUCCCAUCCUCUGCUAAUCGCAGGGAGCUGGUGAAGAGGCUUCAUGAUGAGAGGAAUGAGAAGACGGCAGCAGACGAUGUUUGUAAUUACACCUCACAGUUUGCUAAUGAAGUCCUGGGUCCUGCCCGGUCCUCAUGUGGAGAUUUCCUGGGACAGCACUCAGAAGCGGAUGCAGACCAUGCAAGUCCCUUAAAGCUCAGCUCGGGUUCUACAAGCUUUGGAGAUUUCCUGUCAAAGCAUCGUUCUUUGUUAAGUGAGGUGUCUCUUGGAAAUUCACAAUCAGCUACAGCCUUAACAUCCACAUCCAGGAAAGGACGAGACCCACCAGCCUGCCGAUCUCUCAGUCCUUCAAGAAUGGAGUUUAAGCAUACCAGCAGCCAGCACACUCCAGUAACCCCCAAGCAUUGUUUUAAAGAGCCAGUGAUGGAGCUUCACUCCAGAGAGCAUAGCAAUAUCCCUCUCCAGACAACAAGUAUUGUCAGCAGCACUGAGAAACCAUGUCUUCUUGUCACUGUCCUGCAGCAACUCCUGGAUUUAGUGGAUCGUUAUUGGAACGGCUCUGGCUCCCUUUUUAUCAAUAAGGAUUUCCUUGCUCCAGCACGCGAUUUGCUUGCACACUUGAUGGCGGCUGCCCGUUCACAGCAGGAUGUUUGCCCAACCCGCAAAGCCAUGCUAGGCACCAGCUCCUCAGGGCUCAGUUGCCAGCUUCCCAGGGAACAACCAAAGUAUUCUCAGCAGCACUUCAGCAGUGCCAUUGACAAGGCUAUGAGGAAGGUGGAAGAGGGCCAGAGCCCGCCUUUCAAAGAACGAGGUGUGGAAGGUGCUGCCACUGCUGCCGCCGCCACCUCCAGUUCCAGCUCCCACGGAAUAUAUUCUCUCUCUUACGAUGAAUGA
Molecule: messenger RNA, 1963 nt
Organism: Lacerta agilis (Sand lizard)
Lineage: Eukaryota; Metazoa; Chordata; Lepidosauria; Squamata; Lacertidae
Gene: LRRC36
Product: leucine rich repeat containing 36
Exons: 13
Coding region: 50-1963 (637 amino acids)
Molecular function (GO): protein binding
Source: RefSeq, a predicted model, not a curated record